Aspergillus tanneri is the source of this 2388-nucleotide messenger RNA. Its product is annotated as ABC1 kinase family protein. The record is from RefSeq and is a predicted model, not a curated record. The transcript has 3 exons. Bases 1 to 2388 code for a protein of 795 amino acids. Lineage: Eukaryota; Fungi; Ascomycota; Eurotiomycetes; Eurotiales; Aspergillaceae.
AUGUACUUCCGAUUCCUCCUCCUCGCUCUCCUCUUCAGCUCAGCCCAGGCUAAAAUGGGCGCCGCCUGUCUUCAAGUCGUCGUCGCACUGGUCGGUCGACCCAGUGAGCUCUUCCAACAAUUCCAAACAGAGAUCUGUGACAAAGGAUGUCAACCGACAGUACCACACUGGGAUCUCUGGACACGCAAUCACACGUUUGUGCCUGCCGUGCGCGCCAUGAUGCGACGGGUGGAUUCGCCACAACAGGAGGAGGAAAUGGUGAAGCUGGGCGACGACGUGGCGGACAUCAUCAAGAAACGUUGCGGGCCGAUGCUCCAGGGACGUGACAUCUGUUCGGACGACGAGACACUGGCGGCAUUUGGCAACUGCUUCAAGAAACAGUUCUUCCGGGCAGCGUUGGUGCAUCUGCCUCGAUUGCUGCCGAUGGCAUCGGACGAGGUGUGUGGCGAACAAUAUCGCUAUCUUCAGACAGACGAGCUGUGGCAGGAGAUUAUUCCGGGGAAUAUGCGAGAGUAUGCGCAGCCUCUCGUCCCUCCUUCUCCUAGUUCUCUGGGCAAACCCAUCCCCGCAAAAUCCUAUACACGCACUCGUUGGUGGCUGCGUCGCCUGGCAUACCUGUCGCUGGCCACCGGCGUUGUCUACGCUGUCGACACCGCGUUCUACGAACAGUGUCUGACCCGCACCGCGCGCACCUUCGGCCUCGGACUGGUCGUCGCUCUUGACUACAAGAUCAAUUUUCGCCCCGAUCCCCCCUUAGCUGAGUCCAUCAAUGCUCUACACACGCGCAGUGCUGAGCGGCUGUCGGACCUGCUGCGGCACAAUGGUGGCCUAUACCUGAAGAUGGGCCAGGCGAUGGCCAUGCAGUCGGCCAUCCUGCCACCCGAGUUCCAGCGUAUGUUCUCCCGCAUGUUCGACGAUGCACCGCAGAACGACUGGAAGGACGUCGAACGCGUCAUCUGCGAGGAUUUCGGUUGUCCCGUCGAGGAGGUGUUUGGCGUCUCGUUCGCUGGGGACCCCACCAAAGGCGUCAUGGAGCGUCAGGCGCGUGCCAGCGCCAGCGUGGCUCAGGUGCAUUGGGCUCGACUAGCGGACGGUCGCGAGGUGGCUAUCAAGAUCCAGAAGAGGGAGAUUGCGCGACAAAUCCAAUGGGACCUAUGGGCAUUUAAAGUCGUUACCUGGAUCUACAGCCGUGUGUUCGAUAUCCCCUUUUACUCCCUUGUACCCUAUAUCAGCGAACGAUUAUUCCUCGAAACCGACUUUGAAAAUGAAGCCAAAAACUCAGAAGAUAUGGCCCGGCUCGUCGCCGGCGAGUCUCGUCUGCGCGGCCGCGUCUACAUACCGAAGGUCUACCACGAGCUUAGCUCCAAGCGCGUCCUGACCGCCGAAUGGGUGGAAGGCGUGCGACUCUGGGACAAGGAUGCCAUCACGCGGCCCUGGCGUGGCGGCUGGCGGCAGGGCACUCCAGGCUGCCGCGGCAUGCCGCUGGACUCAACAGACGGGGGAAAGUCAACCUCGCGCCAGGCACGUCCUCCGACGGCGACGACGACGACGCUCCUCAAACCGGAGCGCACACACUGGCGGGGGACGAACCAGCGGGGUGGACUGGGCCUCUCACUUAAGGAGGUGAUGACGACGAUGGUGGACCUGUUCUCGGCGCAGAUGUUCCUCUGGGGCUACGUGCAUUGCGACCCGCACCCGGGCAACAUUUUCGUGCGACGCACGCCGUCCGGGCAGGCAGAGAUCGUGCUCAUCGACCACGGGCUAUACAUCCACAUGAGCCCGGAAUUCCGACACCAGUACGCGCGGUUUUGGAAGGCGUUGCUGACAUUCGACAACACGACGCUGCGCGAGGUGGCCACGGCGUGGGGGGUGACCAAUGCGGACAUGUUCGCGUCGGCGACGCUGAUGCGGCCAUACCAGGGAGGUGACCGGUCGACGGCGACGCACCUGCAGGGCUUGUCGCAGGUGGAGCGACGACAUCGACAUUACGAGAUGCAGCAGGCGAUGCGACAAGGGAUGCGGCAGAUCCUCGGUGACGAGACCAAAUGGCCGCAAGAGCUCAUCUUCAUCGGCCGUAACCUGCGCAUUGUGCAGGCCAAUAACCAGUUCCUGGGCUCGCCGGUCAAUCGGGUUAAGAUCACGGGAAUGUGGGCGUCGCGCGCACUGGUCGAGUCACCAGAUCUACCGAUCAGCGAGAAGAUGCGCAACCUGGGACGCCAUGUGGUGUUCCGCCUGGUGUUGUUCACCAGCGAUGUGAUCUUCUGGGUCACCAAGUUGCGACAGUUCCUGCGUCUCGGGGGUGGCAUGGAGGAUGAAAUCGAGGCGCAGAUGCAGGGCAUGGCGCGCGAUAUGGGGAUGGAGUUGAGUGGGAAUGUUUUUGAGGGAUAG